Onychostoma macrolepis is the source of this 793-nucleotide messenger RNA. Its product is annotated as E3 ubiquitin-protein ligase TRIM35-like. The coding region runs from base 35 to 793 and encodes 252 amino acids. NCBI's taxonomy places the organism in Eukaryota, Metazoa, Chordata, Actinopteri, Cypriniformes, Cyprinidae. The transcript is spliced from 6 exons. The record is from RefSeq and is a predicted model, not a curated record.
CAGAAACACGUCAAUCACAUAUUCAGACCCAUUGAUGAAGUUAUUCCUUCAUGUAAGGAGGUGCUCAAUACAGCACUGCAAUCAUUACAGAAGAAACUUCAACACAAUGAAAAAAAUGAAAGGAGAGUUUGAGGAAACAGUUCGACACAUCAAGUCUCAAGCUGAGCACACAGAGCGUCAGAUUAAACAGCAGUUUGAGAAGCUUCAUCAGUUUCUCAGAGAUGAAGAAGAAGCUACAAUCACUGCACUGAGGGAGGAAGAGGAGCAGAAGAAGCAGAUGAUGAAGGAGAAGCUGGAGGAGAUGAACAGACACAUCUCAGCUCUUUCACACACAAUCAAAGACACGGAGGAGAUGAUGAAAGCCAGUGACGUCUGCUUUCUGAAGGAGUUUCCAGUCUCAAUGGAAAGAGUCCAGAUCUCAUCACAGCCGGAUCCACAGACGCCUUCUGGAGCUUUGAUUCAUGUGCCACGUUACUUGGGCAACCUGCCCUUCAGAGUCUGGAAGAAGAUGCAGGACAUCGUCCAGAACACUCCUGUGAUUCUGGAUCCAAACACGGCUCAUCCACGUCUCCUUCUGUCUGAUGAUCUGACCAGUGUGAGAUACAACAAGAUCACUCAACCUGUUCCUGAUAAUCCAGAGAGAUUUGACCGGUAUGAAUGUGUUCUGGGUUCAGAGGGUUUUAACUCAGGAACACACUGCUGGGAUGUGGAGAUUACACAGAGUCAAUUCUGGAGACUUGGGAGUAACUACAGCAUCAAACCAGAGGAAGGGACGGGGUUUCUUCAACACUGA